Fonsecaea multimorphosa CBS 102226 is the source of this 1518-nucleotide messenger RNA. RefSeq lists its product as uncharacterized. Lineage: Eukaryota; Fungi; Ascomycota; Eurotiomycetes; Chaetothyriales; Herpotrichiellaceae. Gene Ontology annotation, molecular function: oxidoreductase activity, acting on paired donors, with incorporation or reduction of molecular oxygen; monooxygenase activity; iron ion binding. The record is from RefSeq and is a predicted model, not a curated record. The transcript is spliced from 3 exons. The coding region runs from base 1 to 1518 and encodes 505 amino acids.
AUGGAUGGUUCGAUGAUGGCAAUGCCGAAUCUGCGCAGUAUCGAGAAAGCAGUUGAGCUCCUCGUGGGUACAGCCAUCUUGGAGAAGGUUGUCACUUGUCGACUUCUGUUCAAUAUCUUUCUUCAUCCGCUGCGCCAUUUCCCGGGUCCGAUUUUGUGGCGAGCGACCCGUCUAAGAUGGGUAAUUGCCCUUCAGCGAGGCUCUCUGCAUCGGGACCUUCUUCGACUGCACAACAAGUACGGCUCUGUUGUUCGAACUGCUCCAGACGAAUUGUCAUACAUCGACGCCCAAGCGUGGAAGGAUAUCUAUACGGCACGACCGGGUCACGCACCUAUCGAACGGGGUGGAGUGUGGUUUCGGAAGACGCGACCAGACGAGCCUUACAGUAUUAUGGGACACAAUGAGGACCACCAUGCCCGAUAUCGAAGAGCGUUCAUGGGCGCUUUUAGCGAGAAAGCAAUCAAGGAUCAUUCAGCGCUGAUUGAAAAUUAUGUCGAGCUGAUGAUGCAAAAAUUUCGAGCCAUGACCUUCGAGGGCGGUAGCACAAUCAUCGACGUUGUAUCAUGGUUAAACUUCGUGACGUUUGAUAUUUCGGGCGACUUGUCGUUUGGUGAGUCUUUUGGAAGCACGUCGACGGGAAACGCGCAUCCUUGGGUCGAGAUCGCUUGUCGCUUUGGAAAGGGUAUAGCGUUGGUGGCCUCGAUCAAUCAUUACGCACCCCUGCAGAAGUUGCUGAAAUAUACUCUGCCGGCCAAAGUCCGCCAGAAGAUGAUCUAUCACAGAGAACUGAGUGCGCAAAAGGUCCGUCAACGGCUCCAGCUUCAGGAGCAAAGGCCAGACUUUGUCAAUGCUGUACUCAAAUACAACCAGGAGAAGGCGGAGAGCCUGACUCCGGAAGAGCUCGAGCUAAACAUGAGCGUCUUUGUCUUUGCCGGUAGCGAAACAGUCAGCUCCGCGGUUGCGGCGAUAUUGUUCGGACUGUUGAAAACGCCUAAAGCGAUGGCACAGGUCAUCCAGGAGAUCAGAUCUGCCUUUAAUUGCGAGCAAGAAAUCGGCGUCGCUGCUGCCUCCAAGCUCGAGUAUCUAACAGCUGUGAUCAACGAGGGCAUGCGGCUUGGUCCACCUAGCGUCAUAGGGGUUCCUCGCGUUGUGCCAGCUGCCGGGGAGGAGAUAUGUGGGAAAUGGGUUCCUGGCGGAACAUUUGUUGCGAUCAAUCAAUAUCCCGCGUUCAGGUCCGCAACAAACUUCAUUGAUCCGGACGAGUUCAUCCCAGAACGUUUCCUCGGAAACCAAGGCUCUGAAACCAAUAUGGCCGUCUUUCAGCCCUUCCUUGUGGGACGACAUAUGUGCAUUGGACAGAAAUUGGCGUGGGCGGAAAUGCGCCUCAUCCUGGCGAGAUUGCUCUACGCCUUUGACAUCAGCUGGGGUGGCAGUCCAUCCAUCGAUGAUUGGGGAGAACAGCAGACAUUCAUUUUUUGGCAGAAGAACCCACUUGAGAUUCGGUUGAAGCGCAGAUAA